Didymella exigua CBS 183.55 is the source of this 321-nucleotide messenger RNA. RefSeq lists its product as uncharacterized. The transcript has a single exon. Bases 122 to 283 code for a protein of 53 amino acids. NCBI's taxonomy places the organism in Eukaryota, Fungi, Ascomycota, Dothideomycetes, Pleosporales, Didymellaceae. The record is from RefSeq and is a predicted model, not a curated record.
UUUUCAAGGAAACGGUGUCUCACUAGAGUUUUGGACGACCUGGUAUUGGGAAUUACGAGAAGCGUCGAAGCGUCGGUCUGUACUGCCACUGCGGGCAACUGAGACACUGUCCUGGCCUUGCAUGACGGUGUGGAUCGUGUCGAAGAAUGGUUGGAGCACACUGGGCCCGAAUUACUGGAGUCUGGUUCCAUCUUCAUCGCUGGAAGUGUGCGAUUUGAUCGAUGGCCAUGUCUGGCGAUGGAUUGGAAAAAGACAGCUGCUCAAGCAAGCCGUAAGUGUAUGACUCCAUGUAGGCACAUCUUGACAUGUAUUCAUCAAUUG